Bolinopsis microptera is the source of this 6696-nucleotide messenger RNA. Its product is annotated as mucin-2-like. The transcript is spliced from 4 exons. Lineage: Eukaryota; Metazoa; Ctenophora; Tentaculata; Lobata; Bolinopsidae. The record is from RefSeq and is a predicted model, not a curated record. The coding region runs from base 277 to 6696 and encodes 2139 amino acids.
CCACUCAUGAUCCUUAGCUGAACGUCGACGACGCUCACCCCACGACCAGGCAGUCAGUGGGUUUCGAACUCGCAACCUAACGAUUGUAAGACAGGCGUUCUAACCAACUGCGCUACCUGGCCUGUUCCGUUCUCUGCGUUUCCUUCAAACGCUGUGUCAUCCGAAGCUCCAACUGAUGCUUCUGACAGCUCCACAACCUCAAAAGAUCAGUCGGGUGAAACAAAAUCAGUAUCUGGUGAAACAAAUAAGUCUAAUCCUAUUGAUAGAACAACCGAAAUGAAACCGGACCUCCCAACAACCCCAAGAGUUCCAGUAUCAACAGAUUCUUCAAAAGAGCAGCCAGAUAUCACAAGUGUUGUUCCUUUUAGAAGUGAAAGUAUAGGUUCAGUUACCACAACUGUAAUUAAUCCACCGGUGCUUCCUACUGAAGAAGUUAAUACUGAAGAUCCUUCGGAUAAGAGUAACGAGUCAUCGACUGAAGACGAAGCAACAACUGGUACGCCAGAUCCUGAUGUUGACAACGUCCACGGUACUACACCAAAACCUAUUGAUACUCGGACAGAAGAUGGGUCAACUGCUUCUCAAGGACCAUCUUUACCAACUACACUUUCACCAAGAUCGAAAAAACCAUCCACUAGUGCUGAUGAUCAAUCAGUUUCAAAAUCUACAACGGAUGAAUCUAAAGACAACGGCGAUGUUAGUGAGGGUCCUCCAAGUGUGAAACCACCAAAGGAUUCAGUUUCUGAUGAACAAAGUUCUGAAGACGAUGCAACAACUGGCACGCCAGAUCCUGAUGCUGACAACGUCCACGGUACUACACCAAAACCUAUUGAUACUCGGACAAAAGACAAAUCAACUGCUUCUCAAGGACCACCUUUGCCAACUACACUUUCACCAAGAUCGAAAAACCCAUCCACUAGUGCUGAUGGUCAAUCAGUUGCAGAAUCUACAACGGAUGGAUCUAAAGACAACGGUGAUAUUAGUGAGGGUCCUCCAAGCGUGAAACCAACAAAGGAUUCAGUUUCUGAUGAAGACGAAGCAACAACUGGCACGCCAGAUCCUGAUGCUGACAACGUCCACGGUACUACACCAAAACCUAUUGAUACUCGGACAGAAGAUGGGUCAACUGCUUCUCAAGGACCACCUUUGCCAACUACACUUUCACCAAAAUCAGAAAAUCCAUCCACCAGUGCUGAUGAUCAAUCAGAUACAGAAUCUACAACGGAUGGAUCUAAAGACAACGGUGAUGUUAGUGAGGGUCCUCCAAGUGUGAAACCAACAAAGGAUGCAGUUUCUGAUGAACAAAGUUCUGUAGACGGAGCAACAACUGGCACACCAGAUCCUGAUGCUGACAACGUCCACGGUACCACACCGAAACCUAUUGAUACUCGGACAAGAGACAAAUCAACUGUUUCUGAAGGACCACCUUUGCCAACUACACUUUCACCAAGAUCGAAAAACUCAUCUACCAGUGCUGAUGAUCAAUCAGUUAAAGAAUUUACAACGGAUGAAUCUAAAGACAACGGUGAUGUUAGUGAGGCUCCUCCAAGUGUGAAACCAACACAAGUUUCAGUUUCUGAUGAACAAAGUGAGAGUCCUGAUGAAGACACAACUACUAGGCUUGUAACGCCGCCAGUAGAUGUGACUGCUAGUUACGAAAGUAGUUCCGCUGACUUUAAAUUCAAGACAAGUCCUCCUGAUACUAAAUCUCCUCAAGAAUUUAAAACAAAGACGUCGUCCAAUUCAUUUGUAUCAGAGGAACCGAGUGAAAAGCCAUCGGAUAAAAUCAACGAAUCUUCUACUGAUAAUGGAAUAGGUAAUGGCACUGAACCUAUUGUGUCAGAAGCCUCAACUCUUACACCACCAACACCUUCCAUUCCCUUCUCAUCGACACCACCAACUGUGAUUCCAACAGAAGAUACGAAGACUUCAUCAUCAAAAGAUGUUCUGACCACCUCUAAGGUCAAGGUUCUUCCAACCACUCCAAAUGAAAAAGAUUCCUCCGAUGAAAUGACGGGAUCAACUUCAGGCACAACUCGGGGUAUCUCUACUGUCACCCCCACGGAAGAUAGUGGUACAGUGGACAAAUUCACUGGAGACAAUAGACCUACAAAGGAAACCACUACUAAUUCACUUCCAUCGUAUGUGUCCUCUGAAGGUAUUGAAACUGGUGAUAACUUAUCAUCCACCCCUCCUCUUCCUGAAACGUCUCCACAGAAAUCAAGUGAAGCACUUACAGAUAGUUCUCUUACUGAGUCAGUUACAGAAAAACUGAAAUCAUCUGUGUCUCCUACCAUGGAUGGAAAAGAAGAAGAAGAUAGAACUACGAAGGACUCUGACCCUCCACAGAAAACCGAUCCAACUAAGAGAAAAGAAAAAACGUCUACUCCUGUUACAAUCGUUGAAACUUUCACCAACAGCCCUACUACUGUUUCUCCCAAAAAGGAUUCAGUUUCUGAUGAUGAAAGUGAUCUCAGUGAAGGGCCUCCAACAGUGACUCCAACAAAAGGUUCAGUUACUGACGGGCAAAGAUCUGAGGACGUUGUAUCCACCAAACUUUCUACACCACCAGUGGAUGUGAGUACUAGUUACGAAACUAGUUCUGCUGACAUGAGAUUCAAAACAAGUCCUCCUGACACCAAAUCUCCUCAAAAAUCGAAAUCAAAGUCACCACCUAAAUCGUCAGUGGAACCGAGUGAAAAAGCCUCAGAAAAGAUCAACGAACAAUCAACUGAUGAUGGAAAUGACGAAACUGAACCGAUUGAGUCAAAACCAUCAACUCUUACAACAGUAACGCCAUCGAUUCCUAUAUCUUCGUCACCACCGACUGUCAUUCCAACAAAAGAUCCAAACGAUGCAACAACUGGAACGCCAGAUCCUGAUGUUGACAACGUCCAUGGUACUACACCCAAAUCUACUGAUGCGCCAUCAACUAAACGUGGCAAGAAUACCUCUGCAAAUCUGGAUGACAAAACCAAGACGGAUGGUGAAGUUACCACUUUCAGCCCUGGACCUAGUGAAGAUGCAACGGAAGGCACCACUGAUGAAAUUGGUACAACCGAGAAAGCUGAAAUUAAUUUCUGUGAGAAAGAUAAGGAAUACAAAUCUCGCGUCGAAGAAUUUUGUAAUGAGCUGGUGUUCUCUAUAUUCAUGCUGAAUGUUGAUUGCAGAGAUACUAUUGGUACCACAGAAUUCUACAGAAACUGUACUGAAAAACUGUGUAAAGGAGACACGCCAGAGCAAAGAUGUGGGUUAGCAUUUGAAUACCAGGCUUCUUGUACAGAUGGUGAUAUCGGAAGUGUUCAAGUUGAACUGGGCAUUGACUGUGAAAACAUGCGCCCAAGUGUUCCGUUUUCUGCGUUUCCUUCAAACGCUGUGUCAUCCGAAGCUCCAACUGAUGCUUCUGACAAAUCCACAACCUCGAAAGAUCCGUCUGGCGAAGCAAAGUCAGUAUCUAAGUUGGAUCCUAUUAAUAGAACAACAGAAAAGGAACCAGACCUCCCAACAACCCCAAGAGUUCCAGUGUCAACAGACUCCUCAAAAGAGAAGCCAGAUAUCACAGGUUUUGUUCCUUUUAGAAGUGAAAGUAUAGGUUCAGUGACACCAACUUUAAUUACUCCACCGGUGCUUCCUACCACUAAAGAUCCUUCAGAUGAGAGUAACGAGGCAUCAACUAAGGAUUCUACAUACACAACUGGCACGCCAGAUCCUGAUGCUGACAAUGUUUACGGUACUACAUCAAAACCUAUUGAUACUCGGACAAGAGAUGGGUCAACUGCUUCUAAAGGACCACCUUUACCAACUACACUGGCUCCAAAAUCGGAAAAACUGACCACAACGGCUGUUCAUCAACCAGUCAAGGUUUCCACAUUAGAUGGAUCUAAAGACAAAAGUGACAUUAGCGAGGGUCCUCCAUCUGUGACACCAACCAAGAUUUCAGUUUCUGAUGGACAAAGUAAGAGUUCAGGUGAAGACACAACUACUAAGCUUGCAACACCACCAGUGGAUGUGAGUACCAGUUCUGCUGACUUCAAAUUCAAGACAAGUUCAUCUGACACAAAAUCUCCUCAAGAACACAAAACUAAGAAGCCUGUAUCAGAAGAACCGAGUGAAAAGCCAUCAGAUAACAACAACAAACCAACUAAUAAUGGAAUAAGUGAUGGCACUGAACCAAUUGCGUCAGAAGCCUCAACUCUUACACCACCAACACCUUCCAUUCCCUUCUCAACGAUACCACCAACUGUGGUUCCAACAGAAGAUACAAAAACCACAUCUAAGGUCGACAUUCUUCCAACCACUCCAGAUGAAAAAGAUUCCUCAACUAAUGAAGUCUCAACUGAAGAUCCUUCUGAUAAGAGUAAUGAGUCAGAUAAUAAAUCAACUUUCUCAAAAGGACCACCUAUUCCAACUACUCCGUCACCUGAGUCCGAAAGACCGUCCAGGGGUUCUUCUACUAUAACUCCUACCGAAAAUGCUAGUUUUAAAACAGAUGACGGUAUUUCUACAAAGAGUCGUCCUAGCGAGGAAAUUCCCAGUGAAGAGGUAACUGUCACGCCUGAUCCUGAUGCUGAUAACGUCCAAGACGAAGCAACAACUGGCACGCCAGAUCCUGAUGCUGACAACGUCCACGGAACUACACCGAAACCUAUUGAUACUCGGACAAGAGACAAAUCAACUGCUUCUCAAGGACCACCUUUGCCAACUACACUUUCACCAAGAUCGAAAAACCCAUCCACCAGUGCUGAUAAUCAAUCAGUGACUGAAUCUACAACGGAUGGAUCUAAAGACAACGGUGAUGUUAGUGAGGGUCCUCCAAGUGUGAAACCAACAAAGGAUUCAGUUUCUGAUGAACAAAGUUCUGAAGAGGAAGCAACAACUGGCACGCCAGAUCCUGAUGCUGACAACGUUUACGGUACUACACCGAUACCUACUGAUACUCGGACAAAAGACAAAUCAACUGCUUCUCAAGGACCACCUUUGCCAACUACACUUUCACCAAGAUCGAAAAACCCAUCCACCAGUGCUGAUGAUCAAUCAGUGACUGAAUCUACAACGGAUGGAUCUAAAGACAACGGUGAUAUUAGCGAUGGUCCUCCAACUGUGAAACCAACAAAGGAUUCAGUUUCUGAUGAACAAAGUUCUGAAGACGAAGCAACAACUGGCAUGCAAGAUCCUGAUGUCGAUAAUGUCGAAGGUACUACACCCAAGCCUUCUGAUACUCGGACAAAAGACAAAUCAACUGCUUCUAAAGGACCACCUUUGCCAACUACACUUUCACCAAGAUCGAAAAACCCAUCCACCAGUGCUGAUGAUCAAUCAGUGACAGAAUCUACAACGGAUGGAUCUAAAGACAACGAUGAUGUUAGUGAGGGUCCUCCAAGUUUGAAACCAACAAAGGAUUCAGUUUCUGAUGAACACAGAUCUGAAGAUGAAGUCACAACUGGCACGCCAGAUCCUGAUGUUGAUAAUGUCGAAGGCACUACACCCAAGCCUACUGAUACUAGGGCAAGAGAUGGGUCAACUGUCUCGCCAAAAUCAGAAAAGCCAUUCACUUCUCCUAAGGAAUCAGUCAAAGAAUCUACAAUGGAUGGAUCUAAAGACAACGGUGAUGUUAGUGAGGUUCCUCCAAGUGUGAAACAAACAAAGGAUUCAGUUUCUGAUGGAGACAAAGCAACAACUGGCACGCCAGAUCCUGAUGCUGACAACGUCCACGGAACUACACCGAAACCUAUUGAUACUCGGACAAAAGACAAAUCAACUGCUUCUCAAGGACCACCUUUGCCAACUACACUUUCAACAAGAUCGAAAAACCCAUCCACCAGUGCUAAAGAUCAAUCAGUGACUGAAUCUACAACGGAUGGAUUUAAAGACAACGGUGAUGUUAGUGAGGGUCCUCCAAGUGUGAAACCAACAAAGGAUUCAGUUUCUGAUGAACAAAGUUCUGAAGAGGAAGCAACAACUGGCACGCCAGAUCCUGAUGCUGACAACGUCCACGGUACUACACCGAUACCAAUUGAUACUCGGACAAAAGACAAAUCAACUGCUUCUCAAGGACCACCUUUGCCAACAACUCUUUCGCCACAGUCCGGAAAGUCAUCAAGGGGUUUUUCUUCCAUUACUCCUACAAAAGGUACUGGCUUUGAAGUGUCAACUGAACAUCCUUCAGAUGAGACCGACGAGUCAUCAACUGAGGGUUCUACGGACGUUGAAACAAAUCCACCAUCAAUAGAUGCAACAGUCACAACUCCUACGCCAGAUCCUAAUGCUGACAACGUCCACGGAACUACAUCCAAACCUACUGAUACUCGGACAAGAGAUGGGUCGCCAAAAUCAGAAAAGCCAUCCACUUCUGCUGAAGAAUCAGUCAAAGAAUCUACAACAGAUGGAUCUCAAGACAAGAGUGAUAUUAGCGAGGGUCCUCCAACUGUGGUCCCAACGAAGGAUUCAGUUUCUGAUGGACACAGUUCUGAAGAUGAAGUCACAACUGGCACGCCGGAUCCUGAUGCUGACAACGUUCACGAAGUUCCAUCUGAAGUUCCAUCAGUUGAAACAGUUACUCCUAAACCGUCCGAGUCACCAAAGUGUGUCCUCCUUUCGUUCAACAAGGCACAGGAAGCAUUCAGUCAGUUCUUUGGAACUGACGACAGUGCAGCGUUCAAGAGAUGUCAAGAGGUACCUGCUUUAUCGUUCCGUUAA